Staurois parvus is the source of this 422-nucleotide messenger RNA. The record is from the annotation of a GenBank genome assembly. NCBI's taxonomy places the organism in Eukaryota, Metazoa, Chordata, Amphibia, Anura, Ranidae.
CCCCAUCAUUGCUGUCAGUGGGAGGAACAGUGCUCCAUCAUUGGUGUCAGUGGGGGGAGGAAUAGUGCCCCAUUGUUGGUGUCAGUGGGGGGAGGAAUAGUGCCCCAUCGUUGGUAUCAGUGUGGGGGGGGGGGAAUAGUGCCCCGUCAUUGGUGUCAGUGGGGGAAGGGGAUAGUGUCCCAACAUUGGUGUCAGUGGGAGGAAUAGUGUCCCGUCAUUGGUGUCAGUGGGGGGGGGGAUAGUGCCCCGUCAUUGGUGUCAGUGGGGGGGGUAUAGUGUCCCAACAUUGGUGUCAGUGGGGGAAGGAAUAGUGUUCCAUCGUUGGUGUCAGUGAGGGGUGGAAUAGUGCCCCAUCGUUGGUGUCAGUGGUGGGAGGAAUAGUGCCCCGUCGUUGGUGUCAGUGGGAAGAAUAAUGCCCCAUC